Cuscuta europaea is the source of this 1279-nucleotide messenger RNA. Lineage: Eukaryota; Viridiplantae; Streptophyta; Magnoliopsida; Solanales; Convolvulaceae. The record is from the annotation of a GenBank genome assembly.
AAAACUUUUUGAAUUGUGAUUCUCCCUCACAAAGGCUUCACCUUUCUUUCAAGAAAAUAUCCCCUUUUCGUUUCGUUCUUUUAACUUUCUCGUGAACAACAAUAGACAUGGCGAUGUUAGCUCGUUUCCGCCACUCCAGAAUCAACACCCUUUGCCGGAGUCGCGAUAUCAUCAGUUCUCCAACCCGUCACGGCCUCUCCGGCCGAAAUCCCAUUCUUUCAGGCGAUUAUUCUUCCUACAAGAAGACCGUACCCCAUUUUCCCAACCCACGCGCUGCCUUUUGCUCUGUUUCCGGCAGCCGAAAAAAUGCGAGGCCUUUUUCUGCGUUUCUUUCCGGGUGGAGAUCCAGAGUCGCCGCAGAUCCGAAGUUCCCUUUCAAGGUGGCCAUGGAACAACUGGUCGGCGUUAGCGCUGGCGUCGCCGGCGACAUGGCGACCCGACCCAACUUCGGCCUCAACGAGCUCGAUUUCGUCUUCUCCACUCUGGUCGUAAGCUCCAUCCUCAACUUCCUGCUGAUGUAUCUCCUAGCGCCGACCCAAUCAUCACCCUCCGCCGCCCGAUCUCCGCCGUCUAUUUUCGCGAACUGCCCCCGGAGCCACAUGUUCGAGCCGGGAAAUUACGGCAUCCUCCGCCGCCUGGGAACGUUUGCCUACAAGGGUGCCCUGUUCGCGGCCGUCGGAUUCGGCGCCGGGCUGGUAGGAACCGCCGUCUCCAAUGGGCUGAUCAAGAUGAGGAAGGAGAUGGAUAGCAGCUUCGAGCCGCCGAACAAAGCGCCACCGACGGUUCUGAAUGCCGCCACCUGGGCUGCGCACAUGGGAAUCAGCAGCAAUUUGAGGUACCAAACGUUGAACGGGAUCGAGUUCUGGCUGGCAAAGAGUCUUGUUCAUCGGCCAUUGGUGUUCAAGAGCUCUGUUGUGGUGCUGAGGUGCUUGAAUAAUGUGGUCGGAGGGGUAUCGUUUGUGCUAUUGGCUAGGCUGACUGGUUCUCAGAGUGUGGAUCAGGGGAAAUCAACUCCAAUCUAAUUUUUUCGAUUGACCAUGUUUUAAUUAGUUGUACUUCGUACUUUGUAUUAAGAACUUUUGGGCCAAAUAAUGAUAGAGUAAUGAUAACUGUGCACCUCAUUUUUCAUGCCCAUCGAAGUGCCUGCGUAUAAAUAAUUUGAUUGACGUAUAAAAUGUGGUGCACGUCGUAUUCAUACACUCGGGUGUCAUUUGGUUUAGCAUUUGAUUUAUACGAGUGGAUAUCUUUAAAGCAAAAUCAUUUGGUCAUCUUAAAUCCA